AUGUUUUUCCAGAUCAUGAAAUUCAUUCAAUUUUCGCGUUUUCCACGUCUUUACCAGCUCCUCUGCCCAGAGCUCAACCAACGCCAACCGCUCACCCAAUACCAGUGCAAACUUCAAGAAUUAUUUGAACCGAAAGACGAGACCUGGUUUUACAACACCUUCGCAAAAACCCGAUCAGGUGCGGACCGGAUUCAGAACUACCACCCUCCGGCUGGAGACCUCUUCGAACGCCUUCCAAACGAAAUCAUUGACGAAAUAUUCGAUUAUGUGCUGCUUCACAAGGAUGACAGCCUCAACCCUGACAAACGCAAGGAUGAGGAACUUCACGACAAGGCUGAACAUGACGCCCUGGACGAUCUAGUUUUCUUGGGCCUUUCCUCUGCACGCCUAUGGCCACUGCUCUUGGAGCGCAUCCAUCGGAACUACCAGACCAACUGGUCAGGCAAGAAGGUUGGCUUCCACGACUACAACCUUGCCUUCACUGCUGAGCAAGGGCAUAACUAUGGUAUCGCGUAUGAAGUGAUUGGUCAAAGUGGGCGCCCAUGUCCACGGUGGAAGAGUUUGAUUACAGGUUGGACAUGGGAACACUUCAGCUGCCUGCCAGAUAUGGCAUGGCGUGUUGCUCUCAUUCCUUCCUACAGAUCUCGAUACUCAAACACGAGCGACCUAAAGUCGAUGAAGUACGAGAUGGAGAUUCCACCAGAUGAUCGGGAGAAGAUCGAGCGAGAUCUCCGGCGGACGAAUCUGCGUUCCACAGAGACAGAGUGGGUACUACGCAACCUAACGACCAGGCAAUACGUACGUUCGGAUCGAUUGCAAGAGCCGGCGUCCGCAGAGCCAGAGUGGCCUCCCCUGCCCAAGUCUCAGGAAAAGCUGAUGACCAGAAUGCGGCGACAGCGCAAGGCCCUGAUACAACGAAUGAGGAAUGAGGCAACGGAAGACUACGUCUCACCUUGGCCCUUUGACCUGGCGAAUCUGCCACUUACUCUGGCCAACAUCUUUCUGGUUCUGACCUGUGACAGUGCAGAAGUAUUACCAUCAUACAUUCCUAAAGAUGACCCCGAAAAAUAUCUGCACUUCCACGAUGCCCCCUGGUCCGGUUGCGCAUUCGAACUUAUGCCGCUGGACGAUCACUUGGAUGCUCAAGAACGAGGCGUGGACCCAACAGCUCCGACAGAUGAGACGUGGAUGGAUGUCAGUAGAGAAGUGGUCGCCGAUAUGGCGAACUUGCGCUUCUGCAUCCAGAAAAAUAUCGCCAUCUCUGAAGAAGAGAUCAAAAGGAAUCUCAAUACUGCAGAGAGACGAGGUGAACAACCAGCAUGGCAUGCGUUUUGGGUCAACUUCUACGCCAGCGUUGGAGAGACAAGACGGCAGCAUCGGCAGUGGGUGAAGACAUGUCCACCUAGACCCUGGAUAGAUGAGAGCAUGUAUGCGGAAGUGUAG
Messenger RNA from Alternaria hordeiaustralica, 1443 nucleotides. RefSeq lists its product as uncharacterized. The record is from RefSeq and is a predicted model, not a curated record. NCBI's taxonomy places the organism in Eukaryota, Fungi, Ascomycota, Dothideomycetes, Pleosporales, Pleosporaceae. The transcript has 2 exons. Bases 1 to 1443 code for a protein of 480 amino acids.